This is a messenger RNA of Chinchilla lanigera (long-tailed chinchilla), 5684 nucleotides long. RefSeq names its product interferon, epsilon (gene Ifne). NCBI's taxonomy places the organism in Eukaryota, Metazoa, Chordata, Mammalia, Rodentia, Chinchillidae. The record is from RefSeq and is a predicted model, not a curated record. The transcript has a single exon. Gene Ontology annotation, biological process: B cell differentiation; defense response; cytokine-mediated signaling pathway. Bases 5022 to 5684 code for a protein of 220 amino acids. Gene Ontology annotation, cellular component: extracellular region. Gene Ontology annotation, molecular function: type I interferon receptor binding; cytokine activity.
UUCCUCGUUCUCCUCUUCCUUCUGUCAAAGUUAUCAAAAUCUCUUUCCUGGAAAGGACGAGAACAAGUAUCUUAAGAUGUCUUUUCCAUCUUAGGGAUACAAAAUCUUCCCAGCAUCCAACGGGUUCUAUUGUCUUUGGGCAGUGGACAGCUGUGUGGGGAGAGAAAAGACUGCAUGUGUGCCUUGUCUGUAUAGGCUGCUCAGAUGUUCAGUGCUUCUGGCCCAGCCCUGCCUCUGCGUUCUGUAGGGUACGAAAAGGGAGGCAGAAGAGGCUGCCCUGCUGAGUGUGGAGCUGCAGGGGAAAUCAGGAAAAAACAUCACUAGUGCGGUGGUGCGUUCACUCAAAGAGUGUUCCUUCUUGCUGUCAUAUACGGUUCCUUGACUAUCAAGAGUGAGGAAUGUGGCAUUUGUACCUGUGCCACUUGGACCCUGUCCUUACAGGGAGCACAGAAGUAAGAAAAGGAAUUCCAUAGGAUGCAAGUGUUAUCAGUUGGCACAUUUUCGGAGGUGAGGGGUACUAAUGGGACUUGCACGAUGCUGUGAUUGAAAAAAAUGAAGUAGGAAUUGAAUGUGAACAACUCAGCAGGAGGAAGAAGCUGCACUUCAGCUGGGAUCCCUCAACCUUUGCCUGAAGUUGGAGACCCAACAUUUAAGUGCCUUCCCUCUGGUUAAUGGGUCAAUAGGCUCUAAUAUACAUGUGAAAUAAUUUUCUCUCUUGUCUCUUUUUGCUGUCUUCCACUGUGAUAUAACUAAUAUAGGAACAGGGCAACCUAGACAGUUUUUGAUAAAUCCAGCUGUCUUUAUGAUUACUUGGCACCUUGCAGAUAUCAUGAUUUCUCUCAGCCUUUCCUUGCUAUUCCCAUUUUCAUGUAAUUUUCAUAUUCAUAUUAUAUUUUACAUAUAUUAUAUGUAGAAGUUCUAUGAAUUGGUUUCAUUCUAUCACCUUCCCUUAAAAUGUCUACAGCCAUGUCUUGUUUCAUAUCCUUGAUUUAUUAAUCUGGAAUACAUUCAACAGAACUGGAGAACCAAGAGACUGGGCUGCUGCUUCCAGGACUGAGGGUGCAGUAGGAGCACAGCACUGAGCUCUCUGCCCAUGUCCCAUGGCCCCUCAAAGCCAGACCUCACUCCACCCAGGUGGGCCACCCACAGGCAUUUAGUCCACUUAAAAUGGGGCAACCAGAGACAGGGAGCAGAGCCUUGGUGCCCAGGAAGAGAUGGCCAGGGUUGGGAUGCAGCACAAACUGGAGACAGCCAAAGUUUUAGAGCUUCUGGACCAAAAGUGGACACAUGGACACCCUUACCUUUCCUGUCUGCUGAUGCUUGAGUUGCAUGGUCAAGACCCACUGAUGUUCAGCUGGGCACAGAAGGUCAGUAAGCAGAGUGGGUCCUGGGCUCCUGUCUGCACCCACUGAACUGUUAAAGAAUCCAGCUCAUGUUUUCCUUUAUUUAGAGGUUUUUACAUUCUGAUUCCUCUAAGAAGAAGCCUGGGCCAGGCUCAUGACACUUGUUUCUUCAGAGAAUCAAAGUGCACAUGAAACAACAUGAAGAAGUUAACAAUGCCAGCUUGAGAACAUGAAAGGAGAACACAAAUGCUAGAUGUGUGCACUGGAAUAAGAACAUCUUUGGGGCAAUAUCAACUGAGCCAGUUGUUCUGCCAGAUUAUAUGAAAUGAAUUCUAAACCAGGCACAUUUGCACAUACAUGUAUUCCCAGAGCUCUGGGACCCUGGUACAGGAGAAUCACAAUUUCAAGCCUUGUUUGGGCAACUUUGUGAUUUUGUGAUAUCCUGUAAUAAAUUAAAACAAAAUUACAGUUAAAAGGCUGGGGAGUAGAUUAGUGGCUUCAUUCCCCAUUAUUGAGGAAAAAAAACAAAAGCAAGAAAACCAAAAAAAUCCAAAUUCUAGAAUCAGAAUCCUUGGAUUUGUCUCCCAGAAGAAGGGGAAAUACUGAAGAGGAUGGACUGAGAUGUCUGACAGAGACAUGGACAACACUGGCAACCCCAGCAUAAUGACACUGACACUGCAACAGCCUGCAGAGUGUUGGAAGUACUUUGGCAUCCAUGGUUACUCCAUGGGGAAGCGGGAGAGAGUACAGGGAAAAUUAUUCAUGGGGUCAUUGCAGUCUAUCCAAAAAUAUCUUUACUUCUGAUCACUGUGCAGCUUCCUUUAAAAACAAUUCAUAUGAAAGAAAUACUCCAACAAAAACAUAAUCAGCAAAGAAUGGAGGACAUUUAGCAAUAACUGGCCAAAACUUUUCUUGCAGAACAACUAUUAGUAAUAUGCAUGUGGGAAAUUGAGAAAAUGACUUUAGACCCACUGAAGGAAGUGAAGAAUAGCAAUGGUUAUGGAAUUUCUUCACCAAGGAAAAGCCACAGCAUGAAACCAAUACAGCAUGAAGUUCGAAGUGACAAGGAAUCUGAGUUCCUAAGUCAUUUGUCUCAAUUUCCCCUAAGGUAUCGACAUUGGAUGUUUGGUCUCUCUCCACAGUUAUUUCUCUCCAAGGAGUUGUACAGAUAAGUGUCCUACAAAUAGUGCUGAGGGGAUUGAGCUAACAAUUUCUUUCUUUUUUGGUACUUGGGAAAAACUCAAAGCCUUCACAUAGAGCUAUAUCCUCACCUCUUUUUGAAGUUUUUCGUUUAAAGCAGGACCUCACGAAGUCACUGUGUUGCCUGGGCUGAAUUUCACAUUGCAAUGUUCCUAACACGGCCUCCCAAAGUGCUGGGUUUACUCCAUGGUGUUGCCACUGUGACCAGCUUAGAUUCAAAUGUUUUAGCCCAGCGGAUGACCUGUACUUACCAUGCACUAAGUUUCUGUGUUAUCAUUUUCCAAAAUGUUAUUCUUUUCAAGAUUCAGAAUAGAGUAUUUUAGGAUCGUCUACUACACUUUCUUCUCAUGCUAGAAUUGUCAAGGCAAUCCUAGUGGAUUAGUAACUAGGUGGUGAGUGCAGGAAAGGUUAACAUCCACUAUUUAGGCAGAGAAAAAGUGCUUCUGUGACUGCAGUCUGACGGCAUCUGUGGGGAGGUGUAUGGAUGAAUUCAUCCUCUUUUCUCUCCUAAAAGAUCAUCAUAUCUGAAUAUGAGAGAAGAGCUGUGUGUGUGGGUGGUCUUACAAAUAUGAGAGCAGAUCAGUGACAUGAGCUUGCUCUUCUUCCAAUCCCUGCAGAAGCCAUAAUCUUCCUGCCUCUGUCUACUUCAGCGCUGGCCUUCAUUCUUUAUCUGUGCUAUAGCUCUUAGUCCCUGAUUUUUAACAUGUUAACAUUAGUUAGGGGAAAUCACGUCCCAUUUUUCACUUUCAUGGCAUUUGGAGAUACAUUUGCUUUCAUUUUCCCUGCAAAUGACUCUGGAGUUUUGCUUUCUAGGAAAGUUGAAGUGAGAAAUCAAAAACCCAUAUACCUUAAGAACUAUAGGAAAAAUUUGGUGCACCUCCUUUUCCUUUAGCUUAUAUUAAGCUUUAGUUUCUAUUAAGCUGAGGAUGUGGCAGAAAGUAAUAGACAACAGCAAUAAACCUCUGUACAAGCCAGUGAACCUCUGUAUAAAAGAUAAAUCAUAUUUUGGAUUCCACUUAAUUCCAAAAUGAAAAAUCAUGAAUGGCUAAAUGAAAGACAACUGUUACUCUCUCACAAAAGGGGAUGGGGAUCCCCACCUUCCAUUUUCAAAAUGAGUCACAGAAAGAAAAACAAACCAAACAAAUGGAACCACGCUGAGUAAAUGAACAGCCGAAAGUUUCUAGUUUCAGCAGUACUCGUCUUCUAAUGGAAGCUGAUGUCAUACAUGAAUCUCCUGUCCUCAGCUCAGAAACUUCAAGGAUCAUAUCAUUCAACUGUUUACUUGAGAGAUCUGAACACUGAAAGCUGUACUUGGCAAAAUAGUCUUAUGUGAUCACUGAAGAUAAAAACUAUUGUAAUUUCAUAACCUCACUUUCUCAGACAAAGCACACUUUUGCAGUCAGCCUCUGUGGACUGGGAACAAUGGACCAAGUGACUAGGAGGUCACCGCUGAGCGCUAGGGUCCUACAUUCCAACACUCUAGGGAGAAAGGGAAGGAAGGAGGUUUCACUCUGUCAGAAAGAAACAAUUUGUUACUCAGUAGGGAAACAGUAAAGUCGUCAGGAUAUGGUGAACCCAUCGCAGAGGGCAUACAAUGAGUGUGGGCCAAGGAUAGUUUGUUCCCUAGAGCAGGUGUUACCAGAUGUGAGAACCAACUUUGAGUGAGUUACUACUGGGGAAGUAACAUUAUUUUAACGUUAAAUAUAACAUUAACAUAAUAAAAUACUAUUAUUUUAGUGCAUAAUUAGAAUCCAUACAGACAUAUACAUCAGAAAGAACCAAGAUUCAGGCUGGAGUUACAGUUUGAAGACCUCUGCAGACCUCAGUAAGGACAUGGUAGAAAGAGAGGGUGAUGUCUACAGUAAUCUUGAUGUUGUGGCUCCCACGAAGCACAACCAUAUGGCCCUGCAUGAAUGUAUUCUGGUAGGAGAUAAACACCAGAGACACUUAAUUAUCAAUACUCGUCAGCCUUGGUUGUGACAAAAACAGGGAACUACUCUGCUUUCUUCAUUUUAGAAACUUUAUACACCAGGAGUGGAGAAUCCCUAGACAAACAUAGAUACCCAUAAAGCUAUGGGGGCCUAAUUUUCUGUGUGAAGUAAGGAGGGAAAAGAUACCUGGUAGGAUCAAUGUUGUAGUCAUGUUCUGAGAACAAAAAAGAGCAAUAGUUGUACAUAAAAUAUGGUGUGUACCUGUGGAUGCAUGUUCAUAUACAUACACAAACUUCUGUCUGUAGACAACAGGUGCUUCCUGUCAUUUGAUAAAUUUGCAAACCUAUUUGGAUUGGGAUAGUUGCAAUUUACUAGGAAAAUUCACUUUUUAUUACAAAAUUUCUACCUUCACCUAAUGUCAUCUUAGGUCAUACAGAGAAAAAACAAUUGCAAACCAAAGAGGGAAGUGAAAGUGCAACAGAAUAUUGAGAAAAUGAAAAUUGUGCUCCCUAUUUAAAAGCCACGUAUAGCCAGAGUAUCUUCACAGAUGCUCCGAUCCAAGGUUCAGCCAAAGCCAGCUUGUCCAGGCCAGCAGCAUCCUCAUUGCCCCAUGGCCCUCCUGCUCCCUCUGCUGACUGCCCUGGUGCUGGGCUGCUAUGGGCCUGCUGGAUCUGUGGGCUGCGAUCUUCCUCAGAACUCCAUCCUGCUUAGCAAGAAGACCCUUGUGCUGUUGGACCAGAUGAGGAGGCUGUCCACUGUGUUGUGUCUGAAAGACAGAAGGGACUUCCGAUUCCCCCAGGAGAUGGGGACUGGCAACCAGCUCCAGAAGGCCCAGGCCGCAUCUGUCCUCCAUGAGACGCUGCAGCAGAUCCUCAGCCUCUUCCACACAGAGCGUGCCUCUGCUGCUUGGAGCAGAACACUUCUGGACCAGCUUCACACUGCACUCCAUCAGCAGCUGGAAGUCACGGAGAUCUGCCUGGGGCAGGACACUAGUGGAGAAGAAUCCGUUCUGGCAACAGAGGACCCAACCUUGAGGUACAUCAGAAGGACCUUGCGGAGGUACUUCCAGGUCAUCCGUCUCUACCUGGAGGAGAAGAAGUACAGUGACUGUGCCUGGGAAAUUGUCAGGGUGGAAAUCAGGAGAGCUGUUUCUUUCUCAGCAAACUUGCAAGAUAGGUUAAGAGGCAAGGAUGGAGAGGAGUCAGCCUGA